GCUGUUUUUCCCCUUAUCAACCGUUUUCCGUUAACGUUUUUUUUGUUUGUUAAAUGGCUCAACAAGAGUAUAAGCGUCUCGGUGAGCAGUUGUUUACAUAUAAAGGCCAGGUGUUUCCCGUGGCUGACACGCAGGAAUUAACCACGGAAUAUAUCGACAGCUUGGAACACUUUGAGAUCAAGGACAGUGAUGUUUUCCUUGUCACUUUCCCCAAAUCAGGUACAGUAUGGACCCAGCGUAUCAUCACCCUGAUGUUUGAGGAUGAUUUCCCAGAGGAGGCUAACCAGAUCACCUUUGUGAGGAUGCCCUGGCUGGAAAUCCUGGAGAAGGGGAAGACCUACACCCAGAGGCCCUCUCCACGCCUCUUCUGCUCCCAUCUACACCAGCAUCUUAUGCCCAAGGGCCUGCAGAAGAAGAAGGCCAAAGUCAUCUAUGUGACCAGGAACCCUAAAGACAUCCUGGUGUCCUACUUCCACUUCUCUAAGUUCAUGAAGCAUCUGGACAGUCCAGAACACUAUGACGAGAUGCUGGACAAGUUCUUCUGUGGAUGGAUGCUUGGUGGCUGCUGGUUCGACCAUGUCAGAGGAUGGUACAACAACCAGGACAAAUACAACAUCAUGUUCCUCAGCUAUGAAGAGAUGAUCAAGGACCUGAGAUCGGUGGUAGAGCGUCUGGCUGAGUUUGUCGGGAAGAGCCUGUCUGAUGCAGCUAUAGACAGCAUAGUGGAGAAAGUCACCUUCAAUAACAUGAAGAAAGAUGACAAGGCCAACUAUGAGUUCUUGCUUGACAACGUCAAAGACAAGAACAAGGGGAAGUUCCUACGCAAAGGUACCAUAGGAGACUGGAAGAACUCGUUGACGGUGGCCCAGAGUGAACGCUUUGACCAGAUCUAUCAGGAGAGGAUGAAGGACCUGUCUCUCAACUUCGUCUGGGACAUCACAGAGCUUCAAGGCUGAUACAGACACAAGCAUGCGCACACACAGUGGCGGUUCUAGCUUGUAUGGCUCC
Molecule: messenger RNA, 1008 nt
Organism: Salvelinus sp. IW2-2015
Lineage: Eukaryota; Metazoa; Chordata; Actinopteri; Salmoniformes; Salmonidae
Product: amine sulfotransferase-like
Biological process (GO): sulfation
Cellular component (GO): cytoplasm
Molecular function (GO): sulfotransferase activity
Source: RefSeq, a predicted model, not a curated record